AUGGCGGUUCAAACUCAGGAGGCCGAGGACCGGCCACGAUUCGAAAGAACGCAAACACAGCCUGAGAACCCGUUCGCUGGUCUCAUUCCCGAGCAGCAAAUCGCCAUCAUCCCCUCCUUCACACUCGAGUCUGGGGUGACGCUCUACAAUGUCCCCGUGGCGUACACAACGAGGGGAACGCUCAAUCCCAACGGGGACAAUGCCAUGGUCAUCUGCCAUGCCCUGACGGGAAGCGCAGAUGUCAGCGACUGGUGGGGUCCUCUGCUCGGCGGCCCAGGGAGGUCCUUCGACACGUCGAGAUUCUUCGUCGUCUGCAUGAACAGCCUCGGCAGCCCAUAUGGCACAGCAAGUCCUGUCACGGCAAAGGAUGGUGAUCCGUCCAAGGGCCGAUAUGGCCCUGAAUUCCCCCUGACCACCAUCAGGGACGAUGUCAAUCUUCACAGGCUCCUCCUUGAUGAACUUGGCGUCAAGCAAGUAGCAGCUGUCAUUGGUGGUUCUCUCGGCGGUAUGUUCGUCCUCGAAUGGGCUUACUUUGGCAAGGACUACAUCCGCUGCAUUGUCCCCAUCGCCACCUCCAGUCGACACAGUGCCUGGGGCAUCAGCUGGGGCGAGGCUCAGCGCCAGAGCAUCUACGCCGAUCCCAAGUAUGAGGAUGGCUACUACACCUUCGAGGACCCCCCGGCUGCCGGUCUUGGUGCCGCUCGCAUGUCGGCCCUCCUGACCUACCGCAGCCGCAACUCGUUUGAGUCGCGCUUCGGCCGUAAUACCCCCGACCCUUCAAAAAGGCAGGUCAUUCGCGAGAGGCCCCGGCCCACGACCCCCUCGGGCGCCCACUUCCACAUCCACAACGACGGCCACCGCGUCUCUCGCGCCGGCAUGUCUCGCCACAACAGCGGCGGCAGCCAGGCGAGUAUCGGCACGCCGGCCACCGUCGACGCCGCGUCCGUCCUGCCGACGCGGAUCCGCAGUUCCACGGCCCCCAGACGAGAGCCUCACGCGGCGACAAACUGCAACGUCGACGUACUUCUCGGCCCAGUCCUACCUGCGCUACCAGGGCGGCAAGUUCCGACGGCCUCUUCACCUUUGCCGAGCAGGAGGAGAUUUGCCGAGCACAUCAAGCUCGGCAAGCUGGAGCGCAUCGACAGUCCAGAAGGCCACGAUGCUUUCCUGCUGCAGUUUGAGCAGGUCAACAAAUACGUCCUCGCCUUUCUGAAAGAGGUCUUGCCGGAUAUCAUGGACAAGGAGAGCCAGUCAGUCGAGGAGGAAGGCGUCGGCAAGAUAACUAAGAGCAGUACGUUCGGCGAGGCAGAAGUCGAGGACAUUACGGCAUGGUAG
Molecule: messenger RNA, 1335 nt
Organism: Verticillium alfalfae VaMs.102
Lineage: Eukaryota; Fungi; Ascomycota; Sordariomycetes; Glomerellales; Plectosphaerellaceae
Product: homoserine O-acetyltransferase
Exons: 4
Coding region: 1-1335 (444 amino acids)
Biological process (GO): L-homoserine metabolic process
Molecular function (GO): homoserine O-acetyltransferase activity
Source: RefSeq, a predicted model, not a curated record